This is a messenger RNA of Bathycoccus prasinos, 867 nucleotides long. RefSeq lists its product with no specific name. The transcript has a single exon. The coding region runs from base 1 to 867 and encodes 288 amino acids. The record is from RefSeq and is a predicted model, not a curated record. Lineage: Eukaryota; Viridiplantae; Chlorophyta; Mamiellophyceae; Mamiellales; Bathycoccaceae.
AUGCGGACGAACGGAUUUUCCGCCGUAUCUUCUCCGUCUUUGAGUUUGAGUUCUCGGUCGUCAGAGACGAUUCAGAGGACGAAAACGACUCUGACCUUUAACACUAAGAGGCGAAGAAUGAUUUUGAGCGUUUCGGCGAGUUCAGGAGCUGGUAAGAAAGGCGAAUAUUACGUCGGACAAGGCAAGUGGAUUAAAGACCAAGACGGAUUAGAGGAGAGGAACAAAGGGUUGGUGAGCGAGACCGGGAGAGACGCCGUCGUCGGCGGGUUCGCCGGAGGCGAGAAAAGGUUGCAAGACUAUCGAAGUCAACUCAACGCGGCGAACGCGCAAGAGAAGGUGAAGGCAAAAAAGAAACCGAGGAAGGAGACGAAAGAGGUGGUGCUCGGAAAGGACUUUAACAGCGCCGCGGGCGGGAUUUUCUUCGGCGAGGUUGGUUUACAAUCGUGGAAAGAGACCGGGCGGAUUCCUACGAGGUCGAAAGAGGCAACGUUAGGUUGGGGACCACCAGUUUUGUUGCUGUUAGUGGCCGCGGCCGGGGUGACGUAUAAGACGACCGGGGCGUUGAGCGUAGACGCGUUGACGAAGACGGUCGAGUCGGUCGGGUCCGGGGUGACGAACAUCGACGUGAACGACGUCGUCGGGAAGGUUGGCGGCGCGGUCGGUGCGUUGGACGAAGGCGCGAGCGUGUUACCGCCGGAGGUGAGAAGUGUGGCCACACAAGCUGCGUUGGUCGGGUUUGGCGUGUUGGCGUUGUACGCGUUGAUUGGGAACGUUGUGAAAACGGCGAAGAAAACGGGCGGCGAUUUCGCGAAGAUUGCGCUGUUGGUCACGGUUACGUGGACGAUUGCAAAGCAGAUUUUGCAUUAA